Anoplophora glabripennis (Asian longhorned beetle) is the source of this 2348-nucleotide messenger RNA. RefSeq names its product polycomb protein suz12 (gene Su(z)12). Bases 102 to 2135 code for a protein of 677 amino acids. The record is from RefSeq and is a predicted model, not a curated record. Gene Ontology annotation, cellular component: nucleus; ESC/E(Z) complex. Gene Ontology annotation, molecular function: chromatin DNA binding. Lineage: Eukaryota; Metazoa; Arthropoda; Insecta; Coleoptera; Cerambycidae. The transcript is spliced from 3 exons.
AACUGUGAAGUGUGAUGUGAAGCACGCCAUAGGAGAAGGGAAUAAACGGUUGUAUUGUUUUUCGCGGGUCGUCAUAUUAGGAAUAUAUAAAUAUAAACAAAAUGCCUCCAAAAAAAAGAGAAAAAGAACCCGACCCCACAAAAACUCCAAGAAUCGAUCACAUUCAGGCGGAUCAUGAAUUGUUUUUACAAGCUUUUGAAAAACCUACACAAAUAUAUAGAUAUUUACGUACAAGAAAUAUGUGUUCGCCUAUCUUCCUGAACAGGACCUUAACAUAUAUGAAACAUAGAAUGUCAAGAUCUCAUAAAAUCAGGCAGAAUUUUAAAGUGGAUACUUUGUUAGAAAAAGUAAAUUCUAGAAGAGAUGCAAUGAUUAUACAACCUGGUUUUAUAAAUCUUACAUUUUUGGGUUUUAAUAAUAAAACAUUGGAUUACAAUGCACAAAUAGCACAAGUGGAAACAGUGCUUUUAAAGAUAAGUCACAAGAAGCGUAAAGAUAGUUCAGCACCCAGCAUGCAAGUUACACUUGGUACUGCAGAUGUUCCAAUAAAUCCUAAUGAGGAACAUUUACCUUCAACAGCACCUACAAUUAGUAUUCCUACAGAAUCGUUCAAUCCUUCAAGUGGUCCAUUAGUUAAAUCGUACAUUUUAUUAUUCAGAGUAAAAAUUACUCCAGAAAGAGAAAUUGACGAUGAUGAACCAGCCUUAAAAAAACGUAAGUCAAACGGAGGCUCGCUAGAUAAUAACACAAAAUUAUACGGAGCAGAAUUAACAGUUUACGAUAAACAUAAUCGGUGUUACUUAAGUGAUGGAGACUAUGACAUUGUAGUACAGGAUUUUUCAACAGGCUCAAAGCAUUCCCCAAAAAAGCAUUCCAGUUGGGAAAAUGUCAAUGAUUUGGUAGAAACCUGUGGCAAUCUGGACGCAUUUAUGAAAGGUGCUGUUCUAAAAUUUAAACUCAAUUGGUCUCCAGAAGCCAGCGCCAGAAUCGUGGAUCGACCUAAACCUUAUCCGUUGCAAGAGAAUAAAGAAAAUCUCCCGGCACUAACCAAUGGCAAUAGCGAUAAUAUAGAUAAACUGCAAAUCGUGUACCAGUUUGUUUACAAUAAUAAUUCACGUCAACAAACGGAGGCUUGUGAGGACUUGCAUUGCCCCUGGUGCAGUUUAAACUGCAAUCAACUUUAUACUCUCCUAAAACAUUUGAAACUGUGUCACUCUCGAUUUACCUUCACGUAUGUUCCAAUAUCUGUAGGAGCUAGAAUAGAUGUAGCUAUAAACGAAAUGUACGACGGGUCGUAUACAGGAUCUCCCCAUGAUCUUAUAUCCCAGCCGUCUGUAUGCGCCUUCUCGCGUAACGGCCCAGUACGGAGGGCGUCCGUAACACACAUUUUAGUAUGUCAUCCUAAGAGACCUAAGCCUAGCUUAUCGGAAUUUUUAGAAUUGGACGAUUGUGAGUAUGACGGACAGAGACCGUUCAUAACCGGCCACAACAGGUUGUAUCAUCAUACCACUACGUGCUUGCCUAUUUAUCCCAAAGAAAUGGACGUUGAUUCCGAAGGAGAAAACGAUCCCGAGUGGUUACAAAAUAAAACUAUGAUGAUGAUAGAUGAAUUUACUGAUGUGAACGAAGGCGAGAAAGAGCUGAUGAAGAUGUGGAAUUUACAUGUUAUGAAGUACGGAUUUGUGGGAGACUGCCAAAUUCCCUUAGCAUGCCAGAUGUUUGUGCAGCAUAAGGGUAAAGAAUUGUUACUAAAAAAUUUGUACAAAAACUUUGUGGUUCAUAUGUGCAGUUUAUUUGACUUUGGUUUAUUGAGUGCCGUGUGUUUAUAUACAACUAUCCAAAAACUUCAAGAGAUAGUUGGAGAAACCGGCGCUAUUCGUACGGUCCUUAAGGAAUCUAGGGAAGCACAGAUAGAUAAUUGGUCCAAAUGUGGAAAUUUGUCUAUGGUCUACGACAAGUCAGGUUUAAUGAAAACGCCAAAUACUGGUAGAAAAACGGGUAACAUGGGUAUUCAACGAAGAAAAGGGACUCCUACCCCAUCCGACGGCCCAGCGAGGAGAAAAUCUGUUUGUGGUGAUUCCUCACGGAAAAGGCUUUCAUUAUCUUUAAGUAAAAGUGACCAAAAAAGUAGCUAGUUAAACGAUUUUUUCACGUAGUACGAGACAAUAAAAUAUUUUUAUAAUAUUUAUCAACAGAUUUUUUAUAGGACUAGAAUCAAAAACGCCAGCAUUAAAAAAUGUGUGGUUAAUUUAUUAUUUUAGGCCGUUUCGUAUACACAUUAAAAUUGUGUAAUUGGAUAGUAUACAUUUAAUGAAUUUAUUGUGUGAAUCAAUGAAACUAAUAUUUUA